Messenger RNA from Trametes versicolor FP-101664 SS1, 1467 nucleotides. Its product is annotated as Sodium/hydrogen exchanger. NCBI's taxonomy places the organism in Eukaryota, Fungi, Basidiomycota, Agaricomycetes, Polyporales, Polyporaceae. Gene Ontology annotation, molecular function: antiporter activity. The transcript has 7 exons. The coding region runs from base 1 to 1467 and encodes 488 amino acids. The record is from RefSeq and is a predicted model, not a curated record. Gene Ontology annotation, biological process: proton transmembrane transport. Gene Ontology annotation, cellular component: membrane.
AUGCCUACUUCUCUCCCGUACGAGGAGCCCUCGCUCAUCCGCCUUCUCGUCUUCUCCUCAUUCCUCUACCUCCUCAACCUCGCCAGAAUCGCCGCUGACUUUCUGCUCCAUGGCGGGAUUGUCGCCGAAAUUGCACUCGGCAUCAUAUAUGGCUCACCUCUCGCUGCUCUGCUCCCGAUAGAAUGGGAGGAAACAUUCACCGUCUUAGGCUAUCUUGGCCUCAUCCUUGUCGUAUUUCAAGGUGGACUCUCCUCAAACCUCCCCAUGCUGCUCUCGAACCUCCCCCUGUCUACCGUAUGUGCCCUUGUCGGCGUCGGCGUCCCAAUCGCGUUCUCCUUCGCGCUCUUGAACGCGGCCUUUGGUUACAAGCCGCUUGAAGCGUUCGCCGCCGGCGCCGCGCUCUCCUCUACCAGUCUCGGGACAACCUUGGCCGCGUUGAAUAGCCAAUCUCGCAUAGGCACCGUGCUGAUAAGUGCCGCGAUCAUCGACGACGUCGUCGGCCUAGUCAUCGCAGCCGUAAUCCCCGCGCUAGCCCUCGUCCAGUUCCCCACCUCUCAGUCCGGCAACAGCGGCCUCGCGUGGACGAUCAUACGGCCGCUCCUGUCCUCCGUGCUGAUCGCCGCCAUUGCCCCUCUCGUGGCCCGCUUUAUCCUGAGACCGCUCUUCUGGUACCACGGUGUCGGCGAACUCGGUUGGGGAUCGGAGAAGCAUGCGGAUGCCGUCAAACUAUUUCUCAUGGUUGUGACCGUUAGUGCUAUGGCUGCGAUCUCGUACUAUACCAGCACGAGCAUCCUGUACGGUGCAUACAUAGCAGGUCUUAUACUCACGUAUAUAUCGCAACCUCCCUCCACACCGUCUCGCUCCACGGACGAUGCUGAACGCACAGACCGCGAACGCCGCCACAAACAGCGCACAGAAGACCUCUCCUUCGAGGCCGCAUCUUCCCGUCUAGUCAGCCCAGUGCAAGAACACGUCCUACUCCCGCUCUUCUUCGCAAGCAUCGGUUUCGCCAUCCCAUUCCUCGACCUCUGGAAGCCCAAGAUCAUCUGGCGCGGGAUCGUGUACUCGAUCCUCAUGUGCCUUGCGAAACUUGCGGUCGGGCUUCCGAUCCUUUCUCGCUCAGAACCACUGCACGAGCCGCCCCCUCCCAUCGGCGACUCGAAGCCCGAACCACGCGUCUCUCCCUCUCCCUCUCCCCCACCCCCGCCUACACCCCCACGCAUCCUCACAUCCACGCCCGCCGCCGUCUUCAUGGGCGUGGCCAUGGUCGCGCGCGGCGAGAUCGGCCUCCUCAUCGCGCAGCUCGCCCGCAGCUCCCCCUCCUCCGGCUCCCCCGGAUUGCUCGGCGAGGAGCCGUUCCUGCUGUGUAUAUGGGCGAUCCUGGUGUGCACGCUCGUGGGCCCGAUCAGCCUUGGGCUCAUUGUGCGGCGGUGGGGGGCAAGGGUGAAUGCUGGGGUGUGGGCGUAG